This is a messenger RNA of Plectropomus leopardus (leopard coralgrouper), 2668 nucleotides long. Its product is annotated as SEC14-like protein 2. The record is from RefSeq and is a predicted model, not a curated record. Gene Ontology annotation, cellular component: cytoplasm. NCBI's taxonomy places the organism in Eukaryota, Metazoa, Chordata, Actinopteri, Perciformes, Serranidae.
CUCCGCGAAUGAGCAUCACCGGGGAGGCGUUACCGACAGACAGCCGCCUGUCACGGUUAACGGUGACGGUGCUGUUUCUCUCCCGGAGUGUCAGUCUGCUCAUCCGAGGGAGCUCCGUCUUCAUCUGAGCUGCAUCCUCUGUUUGCAGACAUGAGCGGAAGAGUCGGAGACCUCAGUCCUAAACAGGCUGAAGCGCUGGUGCAGUUUCGAGAGAGAAUACAAGACAUUCUUCCUCAACUUCCUGCACAGCAUGACCACUUCCUGUUACGUUGGCUCAGAGCCCGAAACUUCAAUGUGCAGAAGUCGGAGGCCAUGCUGCGAAAGCAUUUGGAGUUCAGGAAACAGAUGAAAGUGGACACAAUACUGACAGACUGGCGUCCACCGGAGGUUAUAGAGAAGUAUCUGUCAGGAGGGAUGUGUGGUCACGACCGCGAGGGCAGUCCCAUCUGGUAUGAUGUCAUCGGACCAGUGGACCCUAAAGGCCUCUUCCUGUCCGCCUCCAAGCAGGACUUCAUCAAGUCCAAGAUCAGAGACUGCGAGCUCCUGCAGAAGGACUGUAACGUCCAGUCGCAGAGGCUUGGGAGGAACGUGGAGUCGAUCACGAUGAUCUACGACGUCGAGGGUCUGGGUCUGAAGCACUUAUGGAAGCCGGCUAUAGAAACAUUUGGAGAGAUCCUCCAGAUGUUUGAAGACAAUUACCCAGAAGGCCUAAAGAGGCUUUUCGUCAUUAAAGCACCCAAACUCUUUCCUGUGGCCUACAACCUCGUGAAGCACUUCCUGAGCGAGAACACGAGGCAAAAGAUCUACAUCCUCGGGGCUAACUGGCAGGAGGUUUUACUGAAGCACAUUGAUGAGGAGGAGCUGCCGGUGAUAUACGGCGGCAAACUGACGGAUCCUGACGGAGAUCCACGCUGUCGCACCCGGAUAAACCACGUCGGCCCUGUUCCCCCCUCCUACUACGUGCGGGACCAUGUUAAAGUCGAUUACGAGAAAUGUUUGACCGUCAGCCGAGGUUCCUCCCAACAGCUGGACUACGAGAUCCUGUUCCCGGGCUGCGUUCUCAGGUGGCAGUUUGCCACCGAGAGCGCAGACAUCGGUUUCGGGGUGUUUCUGAAGACCAAAAAGGGCGAAUGGAAGAAGGCGGCUCAGAUGCAGGAAGUCGUGCCCAGCCAGCGCUACAACUCCCACUUGGUGCCCGAGGACGGAUCGCUGACCUGCGAACGCCCAGGAGUGUACGUUCUGAGAUUUGACAACACCUACAGCAUCUUCCAGGCCAAAAGAGUCAGCUUUACCGUGGAGGUCCUGCUCCCGGACCGCCUCCAGUCCCCACGGACCAACGGGGAGUCCAAGAACAACCUACAAGCUGAGAGCGACGGCCAAUCGUAACCUCGCGGAUGACGCGGCGUGCCGUCAGAUGAGUCACGUUUAGUGAAGCACAGCCUGAGAGACUGACAGGAACUGCAACACGCUGCCAAAACACGAGUACAUAACCAUGUUUGACCCCUUUAAUCACCUCUAACGACCAACGUAUUCACCUCAUCGCCAUCUCCAAACGUUUAAAUAUGGCCAAAAGUAUGUAGACACGUGAUUUCGAUCUAAUUUUUUUAAUGACUUGAAUAUUUCCUGCAUGUUGCAGCAGUAGUUUUGGAAGUUCAAACCUUAAAAUUGUGAGCUAAAAAGCUUUGGUGAAUCAAAGCAGGGACACAUAAUGUGGCCAAAAGUAUGUGGACACCCCCUAUACAUAUAAUUUUGCAUACAUACAGUCUGAUUUUUCACAUCUUGCUGCUACAUCAUUGUGCGGCAACAGUUUUUGGAAAGUCCUUUAAGGUUUCACGGUGAUGAAAUGCCCCCGAGCAUAAAACCAGGUUCCAGUUUGGUUUUCCCAGUUUGGUUUGGGAGAACUUGAUUUUAACCAUGACUCAACAUGUUUGGUUAAACUGGAGCACUAACUCAUCAGCAAACAUCAGCAUCAGACUUUAUUUACGCUCUUAAUCUCUGCAGUCAGGUUCCAUAAGGGGCCGCGUCCACCAAAUGUGUGUUUUUUUAUUUAGCUGAAAACGUCAGGCUCUCACCAGAAAACGCCCAGCUGGGAGCGUUUGAGAGCACUUUGGUGACAAAGCGUUUUUUGAGCUGAGAAGCUUCGUUUACCUCAGAAAAAUCACGUUCGUGAACAUGGCCCCUAAUGAUGUGGAAGCCAGAAACCAGAGGAGUGAAGGCCGUUGAAGCUGCGGAUUUAUACUCAGUUUUGGGCAACCCAAUCGCCACAGACAAUGUUCGCAUUGUACGUUUCUGCAAACCAUGGAUACAAUCGUACACUUUUUUUGUAGUGGAUAUGUUAAAACUUAGUGUUUCUCAACUAUGCUGGUGAAGAUGUGGUUAGGUUUGGGUACAAAAAUCACUUAGUUAAAAUCAUGUUUUGGUCAUAGACUGUUUAAAUUAUGGAUGUAGCUACCGUGACAUCAGUCUUUGGUUGCUGUUUUGAAGUCUCAAGUUUCUUUGGAGCCAGAAGCGACUGUUUUCGGAUGAGACGUUGGAGGUGUGGAGGAGCGAGAGGUGGAUCUGACUCACAGACAGCAGCGACCAGCUGCAAACGGUUGAGUUAUUUAAAAAUUCACCACCUUUACAGUCACACAAAUGUUGAAAUAACCUAUAAAGACCAAAACUGUUC